Clonostachys rhizophaga is the source of this 645-nucleotide messenger RNA. The record is from the annotation of a GenBank genome assembly. Lineage: Eukaryota; Fungi; Ascomycota; Sordariomycetes; Hypocreales; Bionectriaceae.
AUGAACCUUUCUCGCCCAGGUAGUUUAACAACAUGCUUCAAGGCGAUCUUGGACGGCGAAACGGUGCUCGAAGAGGCCGGCAAAACGGCCAUAGCGAAAGAGUGGCGUCUUGCAAUUUCAGAAUUGUGGGAGAAGUACGAAACUUGUGCCAAUGAUCCAUCAAUCUUCGUCAAGCUCAGUGUAAAGGAGGGGAGGCUUGUGUCCGAGGCUGAACGUCGACCUGCGUUCUGGAGCGCUUACGUCUGUGACUUCCCGACACUCGUGGACGUGAUAGGAAAGAAGCCCAAGUUUCCCGUUUCUGUUGUGGACUAUGAUGACGUUAUCGUCUAUGCGCACCAUGAACAGCGUCACGUCAAGCUGGUUUACCUAUUUUCCAGAUCCGAAGUUGGUGAGCUGUAUUUGUUUCAUGGCUUUCAUUUCAUGGAUUUUAUGGGUGAAGUGGGCGGGUUUCCUUCUGCAAGGGGUUGGAAAAAGACUUUGAAGGCCCAGGCAGCUGAGCAAGUGACAUUUGUGCUGGCGAAGGCACCAGAUUUGAGAGGCCCUCGUGUUGUGUGCGCCUAUCUUGAGCCUUGGGGCGAGAGUGUGGAUGCCUACCGUGAACGGGUUGCCUUGGGUGGAAAGGUUUGGACAGAUUACUUGGAUUAG